UCGGCGGCGCCCCUUCUUCAGGUGUUGCGGCGGUUCCACGUCGCCAGGCGGUCCGCGGCUUCCGCGCGCUCAGGCUGCUCAGCGUGUGGAGCGCCGGCCCUUCGGCUCCCGCGCGGCCAUGGCGGGCCCAGGCCCGGGCCCGGGGGACCCGGACGAGCAGUACGAUUUCCUGUUCAAGCUGGUGCUGGUGGGCGACGCGAGCGUGGGCAAGACGUGCGUGGUGCAGCGCUUCAAGACCGGCGCCUUCUCGGAGCGCCAGGGCAGCACCAUCGGCGUCGACUUCACCAUGAAGACGCUGGAGAUCCAGGGCAAGCGGGUCAAGCUGCAGAUCUGGGACACAGCUGGCCAGGAGCGAUUCCGCACCAUCACCCAGAGCUACUACCGCAGUGCCAACGGGGCCAUCCUCGCUUACGACAUCACCAAGAGGAGCUCCUUUCUGUCUGUGCCUCACUGGAUCGAGGAUGUGAGGAAGUACGCGGGCUCUAACAUCGUGCAGCUGCUGAUUGGGAACAAGUCGGACCUCGGCCAGCUCCGCGAGGUCCCGCUGGCUGAGGCGCAGAGCCUGGCAGAGCACUACGACAUCCUGUGUGCCAUUGAGACGUCGGCCAAGGACUCAAGCAACGUGGAGGAAGCCUUCGUGAGGGUGGCCACGGAGCUGGUUGUCAGACACGGUGGCCCACUGCUCAGUGAGAAGGGCACUGACCACAUCCAGCUUGACAGCAAGGACGUCGGGGAGAGCUGGGGCUGCGGCUGCUGACCGGGGUGCCGGGCAGGCAGGCAGGGGCCUCCCCACCUCCCCGCCCCCCGCCCCCAGCCUGCCAGGCCCACCCCUCCAGGGCUGGCCCUCCAUGGCGCCAGCGAUUCUAGUGCAGCUGGGUAAAGUCCUGGAAUUAUCCAUUCCGUGGCCUGGGUACUUGAUGGGAAAGCUACCCUCGAGGAAGGAAGAAGCGGGGUGCCUUCUGGGUGUUGGGGGUGGGGCCCCUCCUGCCGGCCAGUGGCGGUCCCCUCCAAGUUCUUCACAGUCCAGGACUGGCCCAGGCCCAUAGGUAUAGACCACGGUGGGAGAGGGGCCAGGAUGUGCCUCCCCUGCGGCAUGUGUACUGGUUCCGACCACUUCACACCUUGAGUCUUGCUGUAGCUGUGGCGGCAGCAGGUUGCUGCCUCCCAGGGAUGUGGCUGGUGCCGGUUCUCCCGGGUCACUUGGGGCCUCUGGUCGGAGCCUCGGAGGGAGAGAGAGCUAGCAGCCCGACAGGCUCAGUUCCUGAGCACAGCCCCAGGGAAGCCCUAACUCCUUCCCGGCGAGGAACUUUCUUCCUUUCUUCACUGCCAGCUCUAAGCUCGCAGAUAGCUUGGGGCUUGGCUUGCUGCCUUAGCAAGCAAGACCUCUCAAGUUUUCUGGUUUUCCAUGUAGCUUCUUGUUUUCAUCGGCACAAGUAUGGGGUCAUGGCCCACUGACUGUCUGCUGGCCUGGGGCACAAAGUUUUGCCACUCAGGUUGCAAAACCAGCUGAUUCUUCAGCACGGACUCUCAGAACUUGCAGGUUUGGGGGAAUGAGAUAGGAAUGUGGACAUUUAAGGGAAAAGUAAAAGCUUGUAUCCCUGAGGCUCAGGUCUGAGAGGAAACCUCAGGGCACCUAGUCUGACCUGUGCAGAAGCUCUUUCUGCCACGUCCAGAGUGACAGCUCCCCCACUGCCUCCAGUCUAGCUUAUAGUUUCCCAAGCCAAGAAGGCAAGGCCCUGGCAGUCCUGGGUCUGGCCACUUCAUCCUUGCGGCCCCACCCACCCUUAAUGGUUUCAACAUGUGUUGGGUGCUGAGGUUAGAAGGCAGAUGAGGGCUGGCAUCACUGGGGCUCUUGGAAGCACACUGUCCUCUGGGAAUAGCUCAGAGGAUCCCAGGGAUGGAGCUAGGGGAGGCAGGUGAUUUUCCCAUACCGCCCCCGCCCUCUGCGUGGGGUCCCAGGAAAUACACUGUUGUCAGAGCCGUGGGCAAUGCCACAGCAUGGAGCUCGAGCCCCAGGCCCAGCCCCAACCCCAGAGGUGGGCCACGGACCUCCAGCUGACUUCCCUGGCCUUCCACUCAUGCCCUUUGUUCUGCGUCACUGCCUCUCCCAGGCAGGCCUGACCACAGAGCCAGCAGCCAGACCCACGGCAGUCUGGUGAAGCAGGGUCAGGCAUGGAAGGCUUCCCUGGCCGGGACCCAGACAGGCAGGGCUGGUGACUCCCUUUCAGUCAGGGAGGCAGCCAUGGGAUGGCUGAGCCUGGUUCUGGAGAGGAAGGAUGUUGGCCUGGUUGGACCAGGAGCUACUGAGUGGGUGUCUUUGCUGAAGGGAACCAGUCCAUUGGUGUCCGGGAUGGGGUGGGAGCAGGGAACGAGAAGGCCGCUGGGCUUCCUCCCUGAAUGGCCUUGCCAGUGGGGUGGGGUGAGCAGGGCCUGGGACCCAGCUGCUGGCAGGCCUCUCCCCUGCAGUUCCUGGGCUCUACCUGCAAAGUAGAAAGUUCCUGUGAAGGAGGCACAUUCAGGCCAAGGGCAAAGGUCCUCCAGCCCCAUGACCUCUGCCAGGGGACUGAUGUUUGGGCAGAGCUGGGCAUUCAAGCUGGGCCCAAGCUGGAAGAGAAACUUUGUGAAUCCUGACCUUGUAGAGACCUGCUGCUUUGGGGGUGGGUGGUGGCGGGGAUGUAGAGGGUCUUAGAGCACAGGCCUGGGCCUACCCCUCCCCCCACCCCAAGAUUGACUUGCGGCCUCAGUUGCCAGUGAGCACAGGUAUGGACCCUCCCUGUUGUUCCCUGCUGUCCCCCUCUGCCUCCACCUGGGAUGGCUUGGGGAAAGUGGGAGGUCCUUGCAUUCCAUCUCCUGCACUGGGAUGCCCUGGGCUGCCAUGAGGAUCCAGGCACAGCAGCAGGUAGCUGGCUGAUGAUGGACUCUAAGCCAUCCCCCUCCUCCUCCAGACCCAGGGGUUAAAGGCCGGAAACCCUGCAGAGGCUUGGCUGAGAAAGGGGAAAGAUCACUGGCCCAGCCAGGACUGGCCUCACGGCUCACCCAGCAACCACGAAAACUCUUCCCUUUCCUGCCUGUCACAGUCCUACAGUGUCCAAAACGCUGGGCCGUGUGGUCUCCUGCCACCCUAAUCUCCAGGUGGUUAGCCUAGAAAUCCAGGGGUUGUCUCAGGCUCCUCACUCUCUCUCCGCACCCUACCACAGUGCUGGGAUCCCACCUCCACGCCAGUCCCCACGCCUCUUCUCUGGACAGGCCCCAGCCUCCCCUGGACACCUUGUGGACCUCCUUGGCCCCUGGGCUUCUAGCCUGCGCAGCACAAACCACCCUCCUGCUGCAGUCAGAGUGGCACUUGUAAAAGGUCACUGCUGAUGCUGCCCCCUCCCCUUCCAGCGUGCCUGGGGCCCUUGGGAUACAGGCCAUGCUCCACCCAGAUGCCCAAGGCCUCCACAGCUCUGCCUUGGCCUCCCUUAGGACCACCCUCUGCCCAGGCCACUCCCUCCCCCUGCCCAGCCUCUCUUCAUAUCGUUUAGGAUCCCACAGAUGACCCACCUAGACACCUCUGAGAAUUGGCCCCACCCCAAGCUAGUCCCUUGGUCAUAGAACCUUCUGGCAUGAAUGAGUUCUUUAUCUCCCUCUUCCUGAGCAGGAGCCAUUUCCCACAGGCUCAGAGACCAUUUCCCCACACAAAUGCUGGUGCUUAGGUCCCGAUGCUGGUGUGCUGACCGUGUGCUGGCUGGACUGCCUGUGGGGGGCCCAUCCCAGUCUCCUGGGCCUCGGUCUUCUGUCACUUGGGUAAGAGAAAAUGGGGAAGUGUUGAGACAACAUGAUCCACCUCUGUUUCCUUCUGCAGCAGCCCAGGGCUUCUGGGGCCAGAGAGCUUAAUCUCUUCCUCUGUUUAUAAAUUGCCCAAGAGCAGGAACAGGUGGGGUCCAGACCAGGGUGUGGGAGAGGAGGCAGGGGACAGAGGGCCAGGAAGUGUCCUGGCAGCCACCAGGCCCCAAGGAGAGUACCGUCUGAGGCCUGGGUGGGGCCCCUGUGACGUGGGCUGCAGAAAAGGAGGCUGGUGUUUUAUACUCCGGAGGAGGAGUGGGGCAGGCAAGGGACGCGGGUCGGGAUUCCCAAGCCAGAGAGGUGGGUCCCUGUCCUCCGAAAGGGCUGCAAGGACAUCAGGCCCCAGCAGGCAUGGAGCUGGAGGGAGCUCCUAAUUCAUAUUGAAUUCGAUUACUCUUUCCCAGGAGGGCUGCGGGGUGGGGCCUCCAGCCCUGUGCGCCCUGCCAGCCCAGACUGUUGGGCUGUGGGGAAGGCCUCAGCGAGCCCAGUGAUGCCGUUUGCAUUUGGGGAUUUUUCACAUGAUCUAUUUAUGAUACCGAAAUCUUUAUAGCAAAUCUAUUUUUUAAAACAUGGAAAAGUUGCCUUUAUGGAAACAGAGCCAGAGUGUACACAUUCCUAAACCAUUAAACUGAUUUCUGCAAAGAGCCAAUGGUGCCCAAGACUGGUUCUCUCACCUUUGAACCCAGAGCCAGCCCAGGUGGCCACAUCUCCACAGAUGCUUCCACCUGCCCAGCUGGCUUCCCCAACUAGUCUCCAGGCCUGGAGUGGGUGGGGGGAGGGGGUCUAUGCACUGCCCACCGCCCUUUUUAAGACAUCUCUGCCCCAGACCAAUGUGGAAUCCUACAGAGAAGCAGUCAGUGCCUAAUGAGCAGGAAGGAGCUUGGGUUUGGUCCUCACUGUCAGGGAUACCUGUGUGACCUUGGGCAAGUUACUGCACUUCUCUGGGCCUCUCGGGUUCCUUCAGUUGGGUUUGCAAGUUGGGGGGGGGCAGGUUGAGGAGCAUGGUUCAGUGCAUCAGGCCUGCUACCUCUCACACAUCUACAACCCCAUGAGAAGGUGUUACUAUUCCUGUUCUUUCCAGAUGAGCCAGCAGGCUCAGGGUUUGGGAGUUCCUUGCCCAAGACUUGAAACUAACAAAUUAGAGGUUUUAUUCCAAGUCCAGAGAUCCCCAUGAAAGCCAGGCUGGUCUUGCAUACUGCUAUAUUCCAAGGGCAAAGAAUGGUUUCAGGCAUGUAGUAGGUGCUCAAAGAAUUGCCAGCCGCCUAAUUGGGACCCCUGGCACCACGACAGCCGUGAAUCCAUAGCCCACCCAUAUAACCUGUGGUCUGUUACUAGUCCUUCUCAGAAAGGGGCCAUGUUGACAUGGAGCCAGAUGAGAAUUGCAUAGUAUGGGUGCACACGGUGGCCAGGUCGGACUGUACUUGGUCAGCCACACCCUGCUCUGAGACCAACUGACAUCAGGGAGGUCAGACCAGCCUCCGUUCAAAUCCCAGGUCUGCUGUGACUGGUUGUGUGACCUUGGGCAAGUCAUUUUCCCACCCAGCCUCUGUGUCCUCAGAUGGGGGACCCUGAUUUCUGUCCUGCCUGCAGCCCGGCAAGCAUCCUAAGAUCCCAGCUGGGAGGGCUUUGUAAACAGGGGCUCCUGUUUCUGGCUCUGUCCAGAGGUCAGAAGCCUGGUAAUUCCACUGAGUGAGUGAUGAAGGCCGGGAGCCUGGACAUCCCAGAGGGGCCACGCUCCAGGCACUUCCAAUCACCUUUUCCAGGGAGAAGAAAUGCCUGUGGUUUGAAUCUCCUGCUGUCCUAGAAUGCAGGGCAGCCCCCAGCCUGCAUGGGCCCCUUGGGAGACAAAGCCCUAACCCGGAGGUCCGAGCUGGGCCACCACAUGCCCGCCCCCCCCCCCC
Nyctereutes procyonoides (raccoon dog) is the source of this 5726-nucleotide messenger RNA. RefSeq names its product RAB43, member RAS oncogene family (gene RAB43). Gene Ontology annotation, molecular function: GTPase activity; GTP binding. The record is from RefSeq and is a predicted model, not a curated record. The coding region runs from base 119 to 757 and encodes 212 amino acids. Gene Ontology annotation, biological process: protein secretion; regulation of exocytosis. The transcript is spliced from 3 exons. NCBI's taxonomy places the organism in Eukaryota, Metazoa, Chordata, Mammalia, Carnivora, Canidae.